Messenger RNA from Arvicanthis niloticus (Nile rat), 1815 nucleotides. RefSeq names its product selenoprotein N (gene Selenon). The record is from RefSeq and is a predicted model, not a curated record. Gene Ontology annotation, molecular function: calcium ion binding. Gene Ontology annotation, biological process: calcium ion homeostasis; skeletal muscle fiber development. Gene Ontology annotation, cellular component: endoplasmic reticulum membrane. NCBI's taxonomy places the organism in Eukaryota, Metazoa, Chordata, Mammalia, Rodentia, Muridae.
AUGGGCCGGGCCCGCCCCGCCUUGCGCCGCCCGCACAGCCCGGACCCCGGCGCGCAGCCCGCGCCUCCCCGCCGCCGCGCCGGCGCCCUGGCGCUGCUCGGAGCCCUGCUGGCCGCCGUCGCCGCCGUCGCCGCUGCCCGGGCCUGCGCGCUCCUCGCCGACGCCCAGGCGGCCGCGCGGCAGGAAUCGGCAUUGAAGGUCCUGGGGACAGAUGGCCUCUUUCUCUUUUCCUCGCUGGACACUGACCAGGAUAUGUACAUCAGUCCAGAGGAAUUCAAACCCAUUGCGGAGAAACUGACAGGGUCAGUUCCUGUGGCCAGCUACGAGGAGGACGAGCUGCCCCAUGACCCCAGCGAGGAGACUCUUACCAUAGAAGCCCGAUUCCAGCCUCUACUCACGGAGACCAUGACCAAGAGCAAAGAUGGCUUCCUAGGGGUCUCCCGCCUCGCUCUGUCAGGCCUCCGCAACUGGACAACAGCAGCCUCGCCAAGCGCAGUGUUUGCCGCCCGCCACUUCCGGCCCUUCCUGCCCCCUCCAGGUCAGGAGCUGGGCCAGCCCUGGUGGAUUAUCCCUGGGGAGCUGAGCGUCUUCACGGGCUAUUUGUCCAACAACCGUUUCUACCCGCCGCCGCCCAAGGGCAAGGAGGUCAUCAUCCACCGGCUACUGAGCAUGUUCCACCCGCGCCCCUUCGUGAAGACCCGCUUUGCCCCUCAGGGCACCGUGGCCUGCCUGACUGCCAUCAGCGAUUCUUACUACACUGUGAUGUUCCGGAUCCACGCCGAGUUCCAGCUCAGCGAGCCUCCUGACUUCCCCUUCUGGUUCUCGCCGGGCCAGUUCACCGGCCACAUCAUCUUAUCCAAAGAUGCUACACACAUCCGUGACUUCAGGCUGUUUGUGCCCAAUCACAGGUCCCUGAAUGUGGACAUGGAGUGGCUGUAUGGGGCCAGUGAGACCAGCAACAUGGAGGUGGACAUUGGCUACGUCCCCCAGAUGGAGCUGGAGGCUGCGGGCCCCUCAGUGCCCUCUGUGGUCUUGGAUGAGGAUGGCAACAUGAUUGACAGCCGCCUGCCCUCGGGAGAACCCCUCCAGUUUGUGUUUGAGGAGAUCAAGUGGCACCAGGAGCUGAACUGGGAAGAAGCAGCCCGGCGCCUAGAGGUGGCCAUGUACCCCUUCAAGAAGGUCAACUACCUGCCGUUCACGGAGGCCUUUGACAGAGCCAAGGCUGAGAACAAACUGGUUCAUUCCAUCUUGCUGUGGGGGGCCCUGGACGACCAGUCCUGCUGAGGUUCCGGGCGGACUCUCCGGGAGACUGUCCUGGAAAGCCCGCCCAUACUCACUCUCCUCAAUGAAAGCUUCAUCAGUACCUGGUCCCUGGUAAAGGAGCUGGAAGACCUGCAGAUCCAGCAGGAGAACCCACUCCACAGGGAGCUGGCAGGCCUGCACUUGGAGAAGUACAGCUUUCCGGUGGAGAUGAUGAUCUGCCUGCCCAACGGCACGGUGGUCCACCACAUCAACGCCAACUACUUCCUGGACAUCACCUCCAUGAAGCCCGAAGACAUGGAGAACAAUAACGUCUUCAGCUUCUCAUCCACCUUUGAGGACCCAUCCACAGCUACCUAUAUGCAGUUCCUGAGGGAAGGACUCCGGCGUGGCCUGCCCCUCCUCCAGCCCUAGUGUGCCUAGUCCCUAGAGAACCUGGACCUGGUGAAAAACCUGGCAGACAGAAUCCACACGCCUUGGAGCCACAGUGCCCUGAGUCCAUUUCAGACUGGAAGUGGCACCCACCUCAUCUCCAGGCUGCCCAGAGAAGUCCAA